Ruditapes philippinarum (Manila clam) is the source of this 2070-nucleotide messenger RNA. RefSeq lists its product as uncharacterized. The record is from RefSeq and is a predicted model, not a curated record. Lineage: Eukaryota; Metazoa; Mollusca; Bivalvia; Venerida; Veneridae.
CAUCAUGGCUGACCAUAAACUUAAGGGAGAGGAAAAUGUUGAAGAUUUUCUACAACACCUAUACACAGAUAUUAGUACAGACGCAAGAUAUUCUGCUGAACUUCCAGAUAUGAUUGAUGCAACUAGAGAGAUGGUAGAAAGAAUAGUAGCUAAAGCAUUUUGGCCGCACAAGAAAGAACUAGAACAUGAAGGUGUAACAAACAUAAAAAUUUCCGAUGCUGGGAGCAUGGCUGAAGGAACUAAAAUAUGUGACCCCGAUGAAUUCGACUUUGUCAUAGCAUUUACGUACUCUCCUGGUGUUUUAAAGACAUUACCUCCUUCGAAUGAAAGAGAUAUUUUGUUUGCAAACUGCACAGUUAAACCGAAUGAUCGAAGAUUUUGUCAGAUAGGCAAAGGUAAAAAUAACGAACUAUUUCUUUCUAAAGAUUUUAGGACGCUGAAUUUCUUGAGACUUGAAAGCGCUUUGUUAAAAGUAAGUGAGGCAGGCCCUAUUCGUCGAGGAAAAAACAGCUUAUGUCUGGACAUUGAGAGUGUCAGAAAUUAUGGAAUGAAGGGUCCUGCUUUUAAACUGCAUAAACUUGUGAAAUGGUGCUCUCCAGAAGGUGAUAAAAAUUUGUUCAUUUCAAUUGACCUUGUUCCAGCUAUAGCAAUAUAUGAUGAAAUCUUUGCAGACGAAUUUCCAGCUUUUAUUCAGGGUUGUUCAUGCGCGGAACACUUAAUUCAUAAGCCAGACCACUUUUUACUUCUUCCAGUUAAAAGUAUAGAAAUAUUAUUUGAAGAGCUUUUGUACACCAAAGGCGAUGACCAACAUCGGGAAGCCAAGAGCGAGUUCGCCAGUCGUAAUUAUAUGGUGUCAUUAUCGGAGUAUGAAAGAGACAUAAUGAAAACAUGGCAAUGUGAAAAAUCUAUAUACCAUAACUGGUUUGUUUGUUAUAAAUUAAUGAAAUGUUUUGGAGAUCUAGACCACAAUUUUGACGUACUUGUUCGUAUUGAUCCAAACGAUGAGGGUCUGGAAGGUCAUAUACCAGACUUAACUAUAUCAAAUCAAGGAAGUCAUGAAAGCUUUGCAAGUUAUACAUGGAAAAUACUAGUAUUUGAAAUGGCGAGUAAGGAGACAAGUAAAUUAACGUUAAAACAAUGUUUUGAUCGUCUAACAGCAUUGUUUGACAAAGGGAAUCUAGAUCUAGACAAAUCUAAAGUUUUAGAAGUAAAUUCUUUCUGGUGGCCUUCUGUAAUUUCAGAAGAAAUACAUCUGGAUAUGAGAGACUCAAAACGCUACAAACCAUAUGUAGAUGGAAUUAUUAAAUUCAAAGAAAUACUGAAUGAAAUUAUAUAUGACCCCAGUUAUAAAUAUCCGCAUUAUAAAGGAAAAUUAAAGGAACUAUUUCCAAAACUUGCUUCAUAUUUCCACGGAAAAUGAAACGUAUCGGCUAGUGAUGUAAAUCAAAAUUGUGAAAAAAACAUUUUCGGAGAACAUUCUUCAUAGGUUCGACCGGGGGAUAAGGUACACACACGAAGAUAACAAGAUAACAAUAAACGAUUUCUAGCAAGUCCUUUUUUCUCUUAUAAAUUGCUGUUAUUAUAUUUUGCUGCAUCUGUUUUUGAACUGACAAACAGUACAAUAUUUUGUAGUAAACUAUUCAAAUGGCUAAAUGAAACAGGAAUAGUUAUAACGUAAUUGAGGUUCAUUGAUUCAUUUAAUGUCUUAAAUAUUCUAGUUUGUAUUUUUCUUACUUAUCUUUACAAACAUAAAAUAAUGUUAUUUGUUAUCUGCGUUAUCAUAUACAUGUAUGUUUAUGAGUUUUAAGUGUAUACGAUCUAUGACCAAGAAUUAAAUCGUAAUAUUCUGAAACUUAUACAAAAUAAUUAUACUUGAAAAUAAUGAGGCACUAAUAGCAAAUCUAACUAAGGUAUUCGAAAUGUCACAUGAUUUUUAUGUAAAUAUUGCUAUUUUUUAUAUAUUGUGAUAAAAUGUAUGUCGUUAAAUGAAACAAUGGCAAUGCAAACAAGUUCACGGUUUUUUCAAACCGCAUGCCCAUUUUCAUAUCUGUAGAUCACUAAUAAGUAGCA